AUGUCCCGUGUGUACUCGUUCCCCGGUGUUGCCCUCGUCACUGGUGCCGGGGGAACCGGCAUCGGAGCCGCAGUCGCCAAGGCAUUUGCCGCCGCAGGAUGUGAGAGAAUCGCAAUCACCGACAUCAAUCAGACCUCACUGGAAGAAACGAAGAAAUCUAUUCUUGCCUCCUACCCUGCAACUCGUCUUGUUGCGGAAGCAGGCAACGUCGCAGAUGAGCCGUUUGUCGAAGCGUUCUUGGGCCAUGUAGUUCGCGACCUAGGACGCAUCGACUAUGCCGUGAACUGCGCCGGUGUGCUCGGGGAUGGUGUCCGAUCGACAGAGACAACGACAGAUGCAUUUGACCGUAUCAAUAACAUCAACUAUCGCGGUUGUUGGCUAUGCUCCAGGGCCGAGUUAAAACAUAUGCUCGAACAAGAACCCCUUCCCAGUCAUGAUCCAAAUCGCGCACCCCAGCGAGGGGCAAUUGUCAAUAUAGCCAGUCAGCUGGGAAUUGUUGGACGUCCUGCUGCCCGUACGUUAUAUGUUCUGAAGUCCUCUUGGUGCCUCAUAUUGUGGCUCCAAAGCCGCCGUCAUAGCCUUAACACGCUCUGA
This is a messenger RNA of Aspergillus terreus NIH2624, 594 nucleotides long. Its product is annotated as SDR family NAD(P)-dependent oxidoreductase. The record is from RefSeq and is a predicted model, not a curated record. NCBI's taxonomy places the organism in Eukaryota, Fungi, Ascomycota, Eurotiomycetes, Eurotiales, Aspergillaceae. Gene Ontology annotation, molecular function: oxidoreductase activity, acting on the CH-OH group of donors, NAD or NADP as acceptor. Bases 1 to 594 code for a protein of 197 amino acids. The transcript has 3 exons.